ACCCAGCGAUCGUUAUGACCUCCCGGCUACGUGCGUUGGGUGGAAGAAUUAAUAACAUACGUGCCUUAGAGUUGCCCAAGGAGAAAACCCGAUCCGAAGUUGUCUGCAGUAUUCGCUUCUUAGAUGGCCUGGUACAGACCUUUAAAGUUAACAAGCAAGAUACAGGUCAAGUUCUCCUGGAUCUGGCGCACAACCACGUGGGUGUGUCCGAAAAGGAGUAUUUCGGUUUGCAGCACGGAGAUGACCCAGUCGAAUCUCCUAGAUGGCUGGAAUCAAGCAAACCCAUCAGGAAACAGCUGAAAGGAGGUUUCCCCUGUACUCUGCAUUUUCGAGUAAGAUUUUUUAUACCUGAUCCCAACAAACUGCAGCAAGAACAAACCAGGCAUUUGUAUUUCUUACAACUGAAGAUGGAUAUUUGUGAAGGAAGGUUGACCUGUCCUCUUAACAGUGCGGUGGUUCUCGCCUCCUACGAAGUACAGUGUCAGUUUGGAGAUUAUAAUUCUUCUACCCAUCUUCCGGGCUAUCUUGCCGAGAGUCAGUUUAUACCAGAUCAGAAUGAUGACUUUUUAAAGAAGGUAGAACUGCUCCAUGAACAGCACAGCGGACUGAAGCAGUCAGAAGCCGAAUCGUGCUACAUCAACAUCGCACGGACCCUCGACUUCUACGGCGUGGAACUGCAUGGAGGCCGGGAUCUGCACGGCUUAGAUCUGAUGGUCGGAAUUGCUGCUACGGGCAUUGCGGUAUACCGGAAAUAUAUAUGCACAAGUUUCUAUCCUUGGGUGAACAUUCUAAAAAUCUCUUUCAAAAGGAAAAAAUUCUUCAUCCACCAGCGACAGAAGCAGACUGAAUCCAGGGACCAUAUCGUGGCCUUCAACAUGCUAAACUACCGGUCUUGCAAAAACCUGUGGAAAUCCUGUGUGGAGCACCACACGUUCUUUCAGGCCAAGAAGCUUCUACCUCAGGAAAAGAAUGUUCUGUCUCAGUACUGGACUCUGGGCUCCAGGAACCCCAAAAAGUCUGUAAAUAACCAGUAUUGCAAAAAGGUGAUUGGAGGAAUGGUGUGGAACCCAGCCAUGCGGAGAUCUUUAUCUGUGGAGCAGCUAGAAACCAAGAGUCUGCCCUCUCGCUCUCCUCCUAUUACUCCCAACUGGCGCAGUCCAAGGCUCCGGCACGAGAUCCGAAAGCCCCGGCACUCCUCUGCCGACAACCUUGCCAGCGAAAUGACUUAUAUCACUGAAACAGAAGAUGUGUUUUACACAUACAAGAGCUCUCUGUCCCCCAAGGACAGCGACUCUGACGUCUCCCAGACCCGAAGCCCACACCGAGAGAGUGUGUCCGAGAGCCACCCACCGCAAAGCUGCCCAACCCAGAAGUCAUCCAGUUCUGUGUCUCCGUCCUCAAAUGCUCCAGGCUCUUGCUCCUCUGAUGGCGUCGACCCACAGUUCUUAGACGACUUCCACAGGGUGACCAAAGGGGGCUCCACUGAGGACUCCGGCCAGUACUACUGCGACAAGAAUGAUAACGGAGACAGCUGCUUAGUCUUAAUCCGCAUCACACCAGAUGAAGACGGGAAGUUCGGAUUCAACCUUAAGGGAGGAGUGGAUCAAAAGAUGCCUCUCGUGGUAUCAAGGAUCAACCCAGAGUCGCCUGCAGACACCUGCGAUCCUAAGCUGAACGAAGGGGAUCAAAUCGUGUUAAUCAAUGGCCGGGACAUCUCAGAGCACACCCAUGACCAGGUGGUGAUGUUCAUCAAGGCCAGCAGGGAGUCCCACACGCGGGAGCUCGUCCUGGUGAUCCGGAGGAAAGUUGUCCGCUCACUCUCUGACAUCAAAUCCGAAGAGGAGCUGAGCCAGCUUUUCCCGGAGGCCAUUUUCCCCACGUGUCCGGAGGGUGGGGACACUCUGGAGGGCUCCAUGGAAGAGCUGAAGAAGGGCCUGGAGAGCGGGACGGUGCUGAUCCAGUUUGAGCAACUCUAUAGAAAGAAACCUGGUUUGGCCAUCACAUGUGCAAAACUGCCUCAAAAUUUGGACAGAAAUCGAUAUAAAGAUGUGCUGCCUUAUGACACCACCCGGGUAUUGCUGCAGGGGAACGAAGACUAUAUCAAUGCAAGCUACGUGAACAUGGAAGUCCCUGCCGCUCACCUCGUGAACAGAUACAUCGCCGCUCAGGGACCCCUGCCUCACACCUCUGCUCAGUUCUGGCAAGUCGUCUGGGAUCAGAAGUUGUCCCUGAUCAUCAUGUUGACAACGCUCACGGAGCGAGGGCGGACCAAGUGUCACCAGUACUGGCCCAACCCCCCCGACGUCCUGCAGCAGGGGAGCUUUCAAAUCCGCUGCCAGUCCGAGGACUGCACCAUCGCCUGUGUGUUCCGAGAAAUGCUGGUCACCAACACGGAGACUGGAGAGGAGCGCAAGGUGAUACACCUCCAGUACGUGGCCUGGCCUGACCACGGCGUGCCCGACGACUCCUCCGACUUCCUGGAAUUUGUCAGAAGCAUGCGGACCCUGAGAGUGGACAGUGAACCCAUCCUCGUUCACUGCAGUGCUGGAAUUGGGCGGACAGGCGUGCUGGUGACCAUGGAGACAGCCAUGUGCCUCAUCGAGAGGAACCUGCCCGUGUACCCGCUGGACAUCGUCCGGAGGAUGCGAGACCAGCGCGCGAUGAUGGUGCAGACAUCAAGCCAGUACAAGUUCGUGUGCGAGGCGAUCCUUCGUGUUUACGAGGAAGGCUCAGUCCAGGUGCUGGAUCCCAGUUAAGGCAGCCGGGAGGGCCGCCGUUCCUCCUUCCCGGGGGCGUCGCUCCCCAGGACAGACCUUCUCUCUGGAAGCAGCGCGGGGCCUGGACAGGAAGCCGCGGGAAAGGACUGAGAGCGUGUGCGCUCAGGCACUUUAACUCUCCCCGGAGAGGCAUCGUGUACAUAGGAACCGUGUAGAUAGCGCAUGCCGUGACGGUCUCCUUUAGGUCUGCUGCUCCGGCGGGGAUCUCAGCCUGGGGACCAUGCAAACCCCUCGCUCCCUAGAUGUUCCCGUAUCCCUCCAGACCCACCCCGGGCGGGUGAGGGGCACACCGGCAGUGUCGCUGGCCUUCUGGAGACGUGGCGGAGUGGCCGCUGAGGGUUGUUGCUGGGAUGUGCUGUGAGGAGAGCACCCGAGGCCGACCUCUCUGUGCUCCUGUGUGGAGUUGGCACAAUUCGCACCUGCCCCCCACCCCCAAUGCUAAGGGAACCCCAAAGAAUGUACUAGAAGGCGAGGUGGCGGGCCGGCCGGCCGAAGGGCCAGUCUCCCCUUCCUUGGCCUCAUCCCCUUGCCACUUCCCAUAUUUGUGUUUCUGGGGAUCUUGUCCCAAAUACUGGUGUGUCCCGAGCCCACGUUAGCGACCCCCUUCAGGGCUGGGCUUGAACCUGAACCCGAGUCGGAGUGUGGGUCUGGGCGGGCCUUGCCAGGAACUGAACAGGGGCCCGCAGGGGCGACCUGUGCGUCCCUCUCCAGAGCAAGUUCCUUUGCCCUCUGCGCCCCCCCUGACUGAACGCCCAAACCUGGGAUUGGAAUCACCCACUACUGAGUCUACUACAUGUUAUUGCUGCUACUUCAAGCUCUUACACUUGAAACAUUUUGAUUUUUUUUUUCCUGAGGGGGAGAUGGGAUAUCAUCUAAAUAUUCUGACUCUUUGACCCUUCCUAG
Molecule: messenger RNA, 3680 nt
Organism: Sorex fumeus (smoky shrew)
Lineage: Eukaryota; Metazoa; Chordata; Mammalia; Eulipotyphla; Soricidae
Gene: PTPN3
Product: protein tyrosine phosphatase non-receptor type 3
Exons: 25
Coding region: 15-2756 (913 amino acids)
Biological process (GO): protein dephosphorylation
Cellular component (GO): cytoplasmic side of plasma membrane; cytoskeleton; cytoplasm
Molecular function (GO): cytoskeletal protein binding; protein tyrosine phosphatase activity
Source: RefSeq, a predicted model, not a curated record